GUCCCGCGGGGCCGCUCCGCUCCGCCGGGCUGCGCGCAUGUGCCGCGCCCGACCCUCCCCCGAGCGGCGGCCGGGCUGAGCGGCGGCGGGGCGCGAUGAAGGACAGGACCGGGGAGCUGCGCGCUGCGAAGGACAGUGAUGAUGAUGAUGAAGUCACCGUUAGCGUGGACCGGGACCGCUUCAUGGAUGAGUUCUUUGAACAGGUAGAAGAAAUUCGAGGGUUCAUUGAUAAAAUCUCAGAGAACGUGGAGGAAGUGAAGAGGAAGCACAGUGCCAUUCUUGCUUCACCCAACCCUGAUGAGAAAACAAAGGAAGAGCUGGAAGAGCUGAUGUCUGACAUAAAAAAGACAGCAAACAAAGUGCGCUCCAAGCUAAAGAGUAUUGAGCAGAGCAUUGAACAAGAAGAAGGACUGAACAGGUCAUCUGCUGACCUGAGGAUAAGGAAAACUCAGCACUCAACGCUGUCGCGCAAGUUUGUAGAAGUGAUGUCUGAGUACAACGCCACGCAGACUGACUACCGGGAGCGCUGCAAGGGCAGGAUUCAGAGGCAGCUGGAGAUCACUGGCAGGACCACCACCAGUGAGGAGCUGGAGGACAUGCUGGAGAGCGGCAACCCAGCCAUCUUCUCCUCUGGGAUCAUUAUGGAUUCAAACAUCACCAAGCAGGCACUGAAUGAGAUUGAGACACGGCACAGUGAGAUCAUCAAGCUGGAGAACAGCAUCCGAGAGCUGCAUGACAUGUUCAUGGACAUGGCCAUGCUGGUGGAGAGCCAGGGUGAGAUGAUUGACCGCAUUGAGUACAACGUGGAACACUCUGUGGACUACGUGGAGCGGGCUGUGUCUGACACCAAAAAAGCAGUGAAGUACCAGAGCAAAGCCAGACGGAAGAAGAUCAUGAUCAUUAUCUGCUGUGUGAUCCUGGGUAUUGUCAUUGCCUCUACCUUCGGCGGUAUUUUCGGAUAGACUCACCCCCACAGGACUGUUUGUGAUGGAUGGAGCCGCGCGUACCACGGGGCUGCAGCCACACUGGAGCGAACCACGCAGCCCCCGGAGCUUCCCAGCAGCAUUUCAGUUUCUAAUGCAUGGUUGUUUGUGAUGCUGUGUGUGCGGUGCGUCUGUGUGGAGGGAGCACCAGCCUUGGGGUGCAGGCGGGGUGCAGGGGACAGUGAUGGGCGUGAGGGGGACCUCUGGGGAGAACCUGAGCUCUCAUCACUGCACCAGCCUGAGACACUGGCUGGGACCAGGUGGGGACAGAGGUACCAUUGGGCACUGCUGCUCUUCUUGUGCUAGGCAGUUUGUGUUAGUGACACCUGAAGAUGAGACAAAUGAUGGGCAGAGUCCUCAGGAGCACAGAGCCCAGUCAACUUUUCCCAGCUCUUCCCAUCACCUUCAGCCAGAACUCUUGUGUCUGUCAGCCACAUCCGUGUUUGCAAAACACUUUUCCUCAGGCUGCUUUACUCAUGAGGCACUUCCCCGUGGUGCACUCUGCCAGGCUCUGCCCUCCCUGUGCACAUACCUGGCUGCAGGGCUCCAUUCCUGCUGCUCUGCUAGUGGUGGAGCUGCCUGCUGCCCUGUGCAAGCCCUUGCCCCAGUGCAGGUGCCUCGGGCUGGAUGUGCUGCUGCUGGCCAGUGAGUGGUGCUGCUUGGGGCCAUCUCUGAUUCUUAGGGAUGGGGACAGUCACAUGGGGCUCAGUGCUGCACCUCAGUACUGGCCUGGCAGGGCAAGAGGCCACAGGUGGUUUGAGGCCACCAACUUUCACUGGCUGCUUGCCCUGCUCCAAAUCCUCCUUGUUCUGUUCUCAGCUCUGGCACACAGUGGCCCUGGCACUUGCUGUCCCCAUGCCUGGGCUUAGGCUGUCAGAGUUUGAGGACAGCUCUGACACCCACAGCCCCAGGUGGUACUUAUCUGGGAGCAAGGCUUUACCCAGCCCAACUCCUCCACAUAUACACCCUUGGGCUGGGGGCUGGAGGCAAUGGGGCUUUCUCCUGUCACAGUCCCAGGGAGCAGCAAAGGCUUGCAUCCACACCCUGCAAGCUAAAAGCAGCAGCCUUCUUUCUCCUCCUUUUGUCACCAGCUCCUGAGCAGGGCAAGGCCUGACCUCUUUCCAUCUCUACCACAUCUGAGCAUCUGCCUGCCACCUCCUUCUGUCACAGUGUCCUGCUGCCUGCUCUUCCAUGGGGCCAUCAGGGAGACACCUGUACACUGUGGGCUGCUGUGCCAGCACCUAGGUGCCCCAUGCUGUCAGCUUUAUCUAUUGCAUGGAUGCAGCCCUGUUGCCACCAUCCUGUUACUUGCAUGCUGCUGCCUCAGUCCAACACCAGGGGUCUGCCCUUGUAUUCCUCAGGAGAGUCUGGUGCUCUGGCUGGCCCAUGAAAUGCCAAAGCACUGUGGAGGAGCCCGAGCAGGGUAGGUGCUGGUGCCAAGCUUGCAGACAUGCACUAGGGUGGAGGCUGGACAUGAGCCCAGAUGCUGGUAACAGAAAAGAGGCACUUGAUGGCAGUGAGUACUCCAGCUGCAGGCAGCAUGCUGCCUCACUGUUUCAAUCAGGGGCAGCUGAGUGCACUCCACCUCCAUGUUCCCUGAGGGCUAAGGAGUGGAAGCUGGGGCGGAAGGGCGAGGGCAGGCCUGGUUGGAGCUGAGCCCUGCCCCACCCCGUGCUCCAUCAUUCUGCCUGGCUGGUAUAGCACUGGCACUGGCCUUGUGCAGCAUGCCCACAGGUGCAGGGUGCAGGGCAGCAGGCUGUAGCCAGGACACAGUCCUGCUUUCCCUGAGCACAGCCCUCCCUGUCACUAUUACCAAAGGUCCCACAACAGAACCCUGCUUGCAUUCAGUCACUGCUGGGGAGCGUGUCCAGCCCAGUCCCCCAUCCUGCCCAGCCCAAGCCCCCAGCACCUGUGGCCAUGAGAACAUCCAAGAGCACAGACUCCUUCUUUCAGAGUCCCGUGACAUCUAAUAUUAGCUACACCACUGCAGUCUGUGUGUGCACAAUGGCUUGGGGCACUGGGACCCCUGCAAGCAGGGGCAGGCAGGCUCUGGAGACCCCUCCAGGGUAGGAAGCAGGCACUGGCAUAGCCCUUGCUGUGUGGGCAUGUCUGGCUACAGGAGAGAGAGGUGGAGGUGAUGUACAAUGCCUGCUGCUUCUGUCCCAGUGCUGGUGCCUGCCACUGCAAUUCUGCACAUUGCUGUGCUAAGCUAGUGUGAGCUGCAGGCCCCCUCCUCUGGGAAGCAAUAACACUACUGGUAGGGCUGCUCCUAGGUGGGCAGGCAAGAGUUCAUCUCAGGCUCUGACCCCGCAGCAAUGCCCACUGCUAGCACAAGGGGACUUUUUCUUUUUUCUUCCAAGAAAUGGUUUCUGUGAUACAAGCUCAGAUGACCUCAGUGCCCAGCCCCAUCAAGGCACAAAGCCAAGAACAGCACUGGUGUGGUUUCUGACACUUGCUCCGUGUCGAUACCACCACUGCCAGCAGCAGGAACCAGACGGCACUGUGAUUUUGCCACUGGCGCUUUGCUGGGAUCGUGCAGGCAGUGAUAGCUGCAUGCUCUGACAUGAUGGAGGUAGAGGAGCAUGCUGCCUUCACUGCCCUGCAGGCUGUCUCUCACUGUCCUUGCUGUGAGGAGAGGGUGUUUUGGUGCGAUAGUUUCCCCUGCGCUAUGGGAAGCCCCAUUGAGUUCCUUUUUACCUGCCUGUCAUUGCAUGUACAGACUGAAUCACCAAUAGUGUGGUUGUACUUUGGGGAAACAUUUCACUUUUUCUUUCUAGCCCCCAACCUCAGACCACUUAUCCUUUGGGUUUUGACACCUCUGUUCCAAGUGCCACCUGCCCUCCUAGCACCACGAGCAUGUUGAUGCAGUAUUCUAUGAGCAGUGUGGGGCACACACAGCUUGCACUUGAAUUGGGGAUUGGGGAUUUAUUUUUUUAGUUGUAUUUUUUUUGUUUGUUUGUUUUUUAGUAAGUAAUGUACUUGAAGGCUUUCCAAGCCCUCUGUGGAGUUGUACUGUUGCUGUACUGUGAGCUAAGUGUCCUUGUUUUCUAUGUGGAUCUUGACCCUAGCUUGCUCUGUCUCACUGGGCUGGAUGACACUGUAUUGUUGCCUCUUUUCUCCUUCACCCUUUCCCUCCCGGCUAACCUCCCUUCCUUCUCCCAAAGCUUUGGGUGCAAAACAGCUUCCCGUUUUGUGGAAUUUUUAUGUAGAAUAAACAUUUGUAACUGUAAA
This is a messenger RNA of Oxyura jamaicensis (ruddy duck), 4214 nucleotides long. It is a transcript of the gene STX1A, whose product is annotated as syntaxin 1A. Gene Ontology annotation, molecular function: SNARE binding; SNAP receptor activity. Lineage: Eukaryota; Metazoa; Chordata; Aves; Anseriformes; Anatidae. The record is from RefSeq and is a predicted model, not a curated record. The coding region runs from base 96 to 962 and encodes 288 amino acids. Gene Ontology annotation, cellular component: SNARE complex; presynaptic active zone membrane; endomembrane system. Gene Ontology annotation, biological process: intracellular protein transport; exocytosis; synaptic vesicle fusion to presynaptic active zone membrane. The transcript has 10 exons.